CCGUACAAACUGACCUACAACGCAUCAUUCUCCAGUAUCCACCGCUGAGACGAACAACACUCUAAAAUGGCUCUCCGUGUUACCAGAAACCGCUUGGCUUCCGCCCCGGCCGAAAUGGCCAGCAAGACCUGCAUGGUGUCCGCUUCCACGAAGCCCCGCGCGGCCCUCGGUGAGAUCCGUAACACUCGUAACGUCGCAGUGAACAAGGAAGUCCAGAAAAAGAUUGUCAAGGCAGCGCCAACAAAAAAGACCAAAGUUGAGCAAGUGGUUGAACCAAAACAGCAGGAAAAUGUUGUUCCCGUUAAACCAGAGCCUGAGGUUCAGGUUCUCCCUGAACCACAGUCUCCCACUCCAAUGGAGACGUCAGGCUGUGAACCCGGCGACCUCUGCCAGGCCUUUUCAGAUGUCAUGCUCCACAACACCAUCAAGGACGUGGACGCUGACGACUACGACAACCCCAUGCUCUGCAGCGAGUACGUGAAGGACAUCUACAAGUAUCUGCGGCAGCUCGAGGUUGAUCAGAAUGUCAGACCCAGUUAUCUGCAGGGGAAGGAGGUGACCGGGAACAUGCGAGCCAUCCUCAUUGACUGGCUGGUGCAAGUGAGCUUGAAGUUCCGUCUGCUGCAGGAGACCAUGUAUAUGACCGUGGCCAUCAUUGACCGCUUUCUUCAGGACCACCCAGUCCCCAAGAAGCAGCUGCAGCUGGUCGGCGUCUCCGCCAUGUUCCUCGCCUCCAAGUACGAGGAGAUGUACCCGCCCGAGAUCUCCGACUUUGCCUACGUGACGGACCGGGCGUACACCACGGCCCAGAUCAGAGACAUGGAGAUGACCAUCCUGCGGGCGCUCAAGUUCCAGCUCGGCCGCCCUCUUCCCCUGCAGUUCCUCAGGAGAGCCUCAAAGAUCUAUGAGGUGACUGCCGAGCAGCACACCCUGGCUAAAUACCUCCUGGAACUCACCAUGGUCGACUACGAGAUGGUCCACUUCCCUCCUUCCAUGACGGCCUGCGCCGCCUUUGCUCUGACCCUCAAGAUCUUGGAUGCUGGAGAAUGGGAUGUGACACUGCAGCACUACAUGGACUACACGGCAGAGAGUUUGAUCCCUGUGAUGGCACACAUCGCCAAGAAUGUUGUGAAAGUGAACGAGGGGCUGACCAAGCACAUCGCCAUCAAGAGCAAAUACUCGACGUCGAAGCAGAUGAGGAUCGCCACCAUCGCACAUCUCAAGUCUUCGGUCGUGAAGGAUUUUGCGAAGCGUCUGCAGUGAGGCGGUGGCAGCGUCGCGUCUUUGGCACCGUGUGCUUUAAUUUGUACAGUUUGUAACUUAAGAUUUUAAUGUGACUGAGGGAGCGGCGCCAUCACGGGCGGUUUGCAUGUUUGACCGUCCGAUGAUGGCCGUUAACCUUCAGGUUUUAAUCUCGCGCAGCAGUUGCGUCUCUGCCUCUAACGCCACCUCACCACUGUCUCGUCUGUUCAAAACAUGGAUUCUAACACUGCUCAUGGUUCGCAGACUGAAGAUUCUCGCGGCAGAUACGCAGCGUUUCUGCACAGAAGUCGUUUGUUUUAUAGUUCACAUGUGUUUUCAGAAUGUCGGCCAUGUUUGAGGUUUAUCUAAACGGGCUGUUUCUACUUUUAAUGCUAUUUUCUUAAAGUGUAAAUGUACAGCAAUACUUUUUAAGUGAUUUUACCUGUAAAGCAUCUAUUAAAUGGUUUUGACCAGA
This is a messenger RNA of Solea senegalensis (Senegalese sole), 1717 nucleotides long. RefSeq names its product cyclin B1 (gene ccnb1). Bases 67 to 1263 code for a protein of 398 amino acids. Gene Ontology annotation, biological process: mitotic metaphase chromosome alignment; mitotic cell cycle phase transition; regulation of cyclin-dependent protein serine/threonine kinase activity. Gene Ontology annotation, molecular function: cyclin-dependent protein serine/threonine kinase regulator activity. The record is from RefSeq and is a predicted model, not a curated record. The transcript is spliced from 9 exons. Gene Ontology annotation, cellular component: cyclin B1-CDK1 complex; mitochondrial matrix; cytoplasm. NCBI's taxonomy places the organism in Eukaryota, Metazoa, Chordata, Actinopteri, Pleuronectiformes, Soleidae.